Messenger RNA from Aspergillus melleus, 318 nucleotides. RefSeq lists its product as uncharacterized. The transcript has a single exon. The record is from RefSeq and is a predicted model, not a curated record. The coding region runs from base 1 to 318 and encodes 105 amino acids. Lineage: Eukaryota; Fungi; Ascomycota; Eurotiomycetes; Eurotiales; Aspergillaceae.
AUGGACAUCGAGGACAAUACGGUCACCCUAGCCGCGGGAGGGCGCGUCGCGGGAGAUGUGAUCGUUGCGGCGGAUGGAGUCAUGUCUACGCGGAAAGGGAAAAUAUGCACGCCUGAGGCAGCCAAGGCCCAGUGUACUGGCGAAGUCGCCUAUCGAUCUAGCCUUCCUCGGGAUGUUCUCGAGUCGGACGAAGAACUACACGUUGGGACUGACCUUCGCGAGACAUCGUUGCGUAUCCCGUGCGAAAUCACCAGCUGCUCAACGUUGUUCUCAUGCAUCUGGAUAACGGGCAAGCCGAAGAGUCAUGGACGUCCGUGA